Molecule: messenger RNA, 1147 nt
Organism: Podospora bellae-mahoneyi
Lineage: Eukaryota; Fungi; Ascomycota; Sordariomycetes; Sordariales; Podosporaceae
Gene: DCG1
Product: Protein dcg1
Exons: 2
Coding region: 165-1049 (294 amino acids)
Source: RefSeq, a predicted model, not a curated record
CACUUCAUCAGGAGGCACACGUGAUACCCCGCAUUGGCACCAUUCGCUCCUCUCCAUCGAUUGGAGGACCGAUUGUCGGCGGCUUCCGUCGUUGGCUAGUAGAUAUACCGUUUCGUCUGCAGGUGAUGUAUUUGACUUGACCCUCCCAUUCUCUCUGGAUCCAAAUGGGAAAUUUUACUCAACACGAAUCUCUAGAUCUCGCCGGGGCUGUCAUUCUACGAAUUCAUCUAGACUUUGGUAACCAUCUCGAUAUAUCUAGAGACUGCGAUACCACAGCCGCCAUGUCAACCGCUUUUGUUAGACGCACCACCAAGAUCCUGAUCUUGAACCCCAACUCCUCUGCAUCCAUGACCCAUGGGGUUGAGGAGGCCAUUCGGGGUAUAAAUCUACCUUUGUCGACCGAGAUUUACACCUACACAGCACCACCAGCAUCUCCAGCAUCCAUCAACGACGGUGAUGACGUGCAGCAGAGCGCAGACGUUGUUCUGCGCAACCUCCAAGACACGGGCAUCCUCAAGGAAUAUGAUGCCGUACUGGUUGCUUGCUAUUCCGUGCACCCUCUGGUCCAUCUCGUCCAGGAAAACUGGCCCCAUCUUGCUGUGACGGGCAUUUUUGAAGCGAGCAUCGUAACGUCGCUGUCACUGCUGCCCUACCAAGACAAUUGGGGCAUCGUCACGACCGGGAAGUUCUGGGAGAAGCACCUGUCUGACGGCGUGCACCACUUCGUUGGAAGUGAAAACAGCAACACCAGAUUUGCCGGUGUCGAGACCACUGGUCUGAAUGCUGGGGAUUUCCACGGUGGCGUUGACCCUGUCGUGGUUCGACAAAAGCUAUGCGAAGCUACGAAGAGACUGCUGGACCGUGGCGUGCAGGCUGUAGUCAUGGGUUGCGCGGGAAUGGCUGGUCUGGAGGACAUCAUCAGGUCAGUUGCCACUGAAGGGCGUGGUGAAGAGGCUGGAAAGAAGUUGCUUGUCAUUGAUGGUGUCAAGGCUGGGGUUGGCUUGCUUGAACAAAUGGUCCGUAACAAGCGCAUGUUCCAAAGAUCGUAACAAAGUUGUUCAAAUGUUAGUCUAGGUAGUGGGAAAAAAAAGGAAAAUUGCAGAUAUAAAGCAAACUAAAUGCCCAGACUCCAAACUCUCAACUUGCU